UUGUUUUCCUGUUGUUUUUCACUGUUUCUCCAGAGAAUUCCUCAAAACUUGUCAAUAAAAAAUAUUUUUCUGCCUUUUUUCAUCACAAAAUGCCCGAUCAACUGAGCCCCUUCGUGUAUUGGGCGCAAACCGAGACACAUUUAUCGCUAAAAGUCGACUUGAAAGAUGUUAAAACGAAUCCAUUCGUGUCGUUGCGAAAAGAUCAAUUAGCAUUCGCAGGUCACGGACACGGAGCAAAGGGAGUGCACGACUACAAAUUUCAUUUGGAUUUUUUCAAUGACAUCGACGCGGAAAAAAGUUCGUACAAAGUGGUCGACUCCAAAAUUGACUUUUCGCUGAAGAAGCAGGUCGACGGAUGGUGGCCUCGGCUCAUUGCGCAGCCCCAGAAACCGAGUUGGCUGAAAAUUGACUUUGACAAGUGGAAGUCCGAGGACGAUGGGGACGACGAGGAGGAGGAACGUGAUGUGAUGCGCGAUUAUCCGGGCAUGUACGACCAAGUUUCGAAGGAAGAGCUCGGUUAUCGCAAGGAAAAAGCGAAAAAAGUUUACUUAAUUUUGUACAAUUUGCUCAUGUGGAUCGGCUACAUGUACAUUGUGAUUGUCAUGGGAAUCCGUUAUUACGCGUAUGGCGAAGCUUCGAUGCCCGAAACGUACGAAGCGCUCGGACCUGCCUUCAAAUUCUGCCAACUUUUGCAAUAUCUCGAGGUGAUGCAUCCGAUGUUUGGUUACGUCAAGGGCGGCGUUUUGAUGCCGUUCAUCCAAGUUUCGGGCAGAGCCUUUGUUUUGUUCUGCAUGAUCGAAAUGGAGCAACGAAUGUGGACAAAACCCGUCGUUUUUUACAUUUUUGUCAUUUGGGCAUCCGUUGAAACGGUUCGUUACCCAUAUUAUUUGUCGCAACUUUUUGAACUGGAAAUCGGGAUUCUGACGUGGCUCCGGUACACGAUGUGGAUUCCGCUUUAUCCGCUCGGGAUUUUGUGCGAAGGUGUCAUAAUUUUGCGAAACAUUCCGUAUUUUGAGGAAACGAAGCGACUUACGGUCGAAAUGCCGAAUGCUUGGAAUGUGACGUUCGAUAUGCCGACUUUUAUGAAGAUUUAUUUGCUGGUACUUGCCGUUCCGGGCACUUAUAUGAUGAUGAGUCACAUGGCGAAAACGCGCGCUAAGAAGUUGGGCAGCGAGAGAUGGAAAAAAUAUGAUUAAAUUAGGGUUUUGUGGGGAUUUUGAUUUAUUCCAGUGAUUUUUGUUUGAUUUUUUUGUUUAUUUAAAAAUAUGACUUGUACUGAAAAUUACCAAAAAAUAAAAUGCAAUUAAUUACCUGAUGACUUA
This is a messenger RNA of Culicoides brevitarsis, 1322 nucleotides long. It is a transcript of the gene Hacd2, whose product is annotated as very-long-chain (3R)-3-hydroxyacyl-CoA dehydratase. The transcript is spliced from 2 exons. Lineage: Eukaryota; Metazoa; Arthropoda; Insecta; Diptera; Ceratopogonidae. Gene Ontology annotation, cellular component: endoplasmic reticulum membrane. Gene Ontology annotation, molecular function: 3-hydroxyacyl-CoA dehydratase activity. Gene Ontology annotation, biological process: sphingolipid biosynthetic process; fatty acid elongation; very long-chain fatty acid biosynthetic process. The coding region runs from base 90 to 1196 and encodes 368 amino acids. The record is from RefSeq and is a predicted model, not a curated record.